Messenger RNA from Mycotypha africana, 713 nucleotides. RefSeq lists its product as uncharacterized. The record is from RefSeq and is a predicted model, not a curated record. The annotation marks the transcript as partial. The transcript has a single exon. Lineage: Eukaryota; Fungi; Mucoromycota; Mucoromycetes; Mucorales; Mycotyphaceae.
AUGCAUAUAACAGCAGAGCAAGCAGCGUGUUCAAUAUAUGGUCUUGAAGUAUCCCCUGACAAUUGCACAUUAGCAAUGAAAUUAUUAAGGUCUGCUAGUCUUGAACCAGUUACGAUCGUGAGUGGCGAUCCAGCCUUUGCUAUUGCUAUGUCAACAAAAAGAAUAAAUAUGGAGCCUUGGAAGUUUAAACGUUUGGUGUCCACCCAUCAAACUUUAGAAAAUACUGAAACAUCCCACAACAACCCUCAAGCUUCAACUGUUGCUACUGAUGAUUUUGAAGAAUCCAGUGACAGCAGUAGUAAUAUUAGCCAAAGUAGUGCUUCGAUUGCACCAUCGCGAUCUAGCGUAAUAGAUUUAUGCAAGCACAUCAUGCCUCUGAAUCCUGUUCCUACUCUGACACAACAACUAUUUUUAACGGAAGACGAAAUCUUCAUGAUGAUAAAAUCAUAUCUGCCUGACGGUGACCUAAAGGCUGCUGAUUUAGUUCAAUGGAUGGCAAAAGAUGGUGCCUGGGGGCCCACCAAACGCAAGCAAAUCAACAAACAACGGAAGAGUGGCCGUUGGUAUAAUGUCAUCAAAGAACCAUUCCGAGAUUUCACUUGGAAGCACAUUACUAAUGUGCAACAGUUUCGUUCAACUGUAAAAGCAACCGCGUCAACUAUUUGUACCAUUGGUUAUGCAAGAAAAAGUAAUACGAAGGAACCAAUGGCUGC